AUGCCUCCAUCUUCAACCAUCGCAAAGAUCAUCGCCAACGUUAUCAUUUUCACAAUGGCGGCUAAUUCUAGGUCAAAAUCUUUUCGUGAUAUCGUGCGCAACAAUCCUGGAUUUCUCAUAAAUCCUGUCCAAUGGACUUCGCGUCACCUUGAUCUGGUGGGGUGUCGAUUCGAGGAUGUCGGAACUCCCCCUGUCCACACAGAAUCUACUCAAAACGACCACAGGAAAAAUGAAAGUCGAAACCGUUGCCUAACGCCACCAAGCGAUGCCGAGGUAAUCGCUAUGAAUCCGUUCCCUACCAUGAAGCAUCGUAGUCUUAUCAGCAUUUUGGUUGACAAGGAGCGCACCUUUGCAUAUUCUAGUAAAGGAGCUCCAUUCUAUUUUCAAGGUCGGCCUGUUCACCGACCAGAAUAUACUGUGUUUCAUCGCCGUGAAAAAAUCGUCGAUCACAUCCAUAAUGGCUCACCCCCGUUGGUAGGCUAUGUACAUUACACAAGUGUCAAUGGAGAUCGCAGGAGACAUUUUGAGCCCCGUCCAGGUUCACGAGGAGUUAGUUACUCCGAUGGAGCGAGUAUUCAGAAGCGACUAGCUCAGACAACCCCAAAGGAAUGGACCGAAGAUCCAUAUUUUAUGUGUCACUUAUUGGCUCUUGCGCAGCUUCAAGAACGCAGGCUCGAUUGGUCAAAACCAACUGUUUACACCUCCCGUCUUCUCGUGACACACGUAUUAGAUCGGGAAUACAUACUUUAUUACGAGGCUCAAGUCACCACCGAGCUCCUGAAUGUGCUCAGGAAUCCGAAGGAUGCAACAAGCCCCAUGAAAUGGCCUACAAUUCGGCGGAGAAAAGUUUCAUACAAGCCUUAUCAUACAUUCGCCGGCCGACUCAUCGCCGAGCUAGUGGCGUCCAGUCCCCUACCCUCCAACUGCCUCUUAAAUUCAGUAGAUGAUGUGGACGGUGCCAUUGAGCACUGUACGAAACGGCCGCACGAACAGAAUGACAGCGGAGCAUACAAGGUAAGGCGGAUUUCAAAGAGAUGA
Penicillium paradoxum is the source of this 1038-nucleotide messenger RNA. RefSeq lists its product as uncharacterized. The record is from RefSeq and is a predicted model, not a curated record. The transcript is spliced from 3 exons. The coding region runs from base 1 to 1038 and encodes 345 amino acids. NCBI's taxonomy places the organism in Eukaryota, Fungi, Ascomycota, Eurotiomycetes, Eurotiales, Aspergillaceae.